AUUUUAACGGUGAAAGACAAAAUGGAGUUGGAACAUACCAGUUUACAAAUAAAGAAGGAAGAAGGUGUUCUUUGGCUGAAGGCUAUUUAAAAGAUGCACUAAAAAAAGUCGAAUUACAUUCAGGUUCAGAUCCAUAUGAAUUUGGAAAAAUUGUUGCCGUAGAUAUUAGAUCAUAUGCUCAUGUAUUAGAUAUUAUUUGGGACGAAAAGAAUGAAAAAGAAAAUAUUGCGAUCGGUGUAAGAUAUUUUUGCAAUGGUACAGUGCGUGAGGCUUUUAUUGCACCAAAAGGUGAAGUCAUUCUUUGUGGUGGAGCUAUUAAUAAAAAUCUUGAAGAAAAUAAUAUAAAGGUACGGAAAGAACUGCCAGUUGGAAGAAAUUUGUGGGAUCAUCCAUCCUGCCUAUUUGCUGCAAAAGCAAAUCCAGAUGAAAUUCACCAUUGGAGUGGUGGAUCUGAAAUUGGGAUAAUACAUAAAGCUAAUGUUGAAGGAAAAAUUCCUUGCAAAGAAGACUUUUUUGACGAGAAUCCAGAUAUACAAAUUAUUGUGACGCCAUACAGAUCCGGUUUUAUAAAAGAAUUGUCAAAUCAUAAAAUCAGUGGGAUUAUUAUGUUGACAGUUCUUAAUAUCCCAUCAAGUGUUGGUUAUCUAGAACUUAAUAGCAACAAUCCAUUCGAUAAACCAAGACUACAUCUAAACUAUUUCGAAAAAUCUGAUGAUUUAUAUAGAAUGAUCAGCUCACUAAAAUUAUGUCGCGAAAUACUUAAGCAGCCACCAUUGAGUACUGUUUACAAUGUUAAGGAAGUUGGGAUAAAUGAUGAAUACGGGCAAUGGAGUACCAACGGGGAUGAUAUUAGUGAUGAGGAUUGGGAAAAGUUUGUUGUGGAAAGGGCAACUACGACGUUUCAUUCAAGUGGAACAGUAAAAAUGGCACCAGAAUCUAAAGAUGGAGUAGUCAAUCAUCGACUUCAAGUUUAUGGUACUACAAAUCUUCGAGUUGUUGACGCAUCGAUAUUUCCUUAUAUUCCAAGCGGAAACAUUAAUGCACCCACAGCUAUGGUUGCCUGGAGAGCAAGUCGGUUAAUUAUUGAAGCUAUAUGA
Racocetra persica is the source of this 1097-nucleotide messenger RNA. The record is from the annotation of a GenBank genome assembly. Lineage: Eukaryota; Fungi; Glomeromycota; Glomeromycetes; Diversisporales; Gigasporaceae.